Molecule: messenger RNA, 552 nt
Organism: Sitophilus oryzae (rice weevil)
Lineage: Eukaryota; Metazoa; Arthropoda; Insecta; Coleoptera; Curculionidae
Gene: ND-13B
Product: NADH dehydrogenase [ubiquinone] 1 alpha subcomplex subunit 5
Exons: 1
Coding region: 100-471 (123 amino acids)
Biological process (GO): respiratory electron transport chain
Source: RefSeq, a predicted model, not a curated record
AAUCUGUCAACUGUCAGACAUUAUAUAACCUAUUUCUUACGUCAAAUAUUGCUUUAAAAAAAUAUAUUUAUUGUUAAAUAAUUAACAAUACUUUAAAACAUGUCCGGAGCCAUAAAAAGAACGACCGGUUUAACGGGUCUCACAGUGGCAAAAAAUCCACAUCAAACCCUAGGUACUCUGUACGGUAAAAUUCUAAGGACUCUGCAGAAGAUGCCCGAAUCUGCAGCUUACAGAAAACAUACCGAGGCCAUAAUUAAGGAACGUUCCGAUAUACUAAAAUCCACUCCUUCCAUAGAAGAAGCCGAGAAGAAAAUAAAUUGCGGCCAAAUCGAAGAGGUCAUUGUUCAGGCCGAGAACGAACUGAGCUUGGCUCGAAGAAUGAUCACUUGGAAGCCCUGGGAGCCGCUUAUUAAAACAGCACCUCCGACUCAAUGGAACUGGCCCCCAGCACAGCAAGUCCCUCAACGUUAAGUAAUUUAUUGCGGGGUUUAGAUAUUAUAAAUUAGUUUUCUUCACAGUUGUAUGUAAAUAAUAAAAAUGUAUGAUAUUUAU